UUGCUUUAGUUCAAUUCAUUACAAUCACCUGUGCGAGGAGGUUCUUCUUGAGGUGCUUCCUGCCAAGCGUUGGAAAGGUUUACUUUAACUACAUUGGAAAUAUCUUAACUGUCAACCGAUAUCAUGUCUUGGGGCGAAACUCUAAAUUAUUUAACUCUUGGAAAUCCCGUCAGCCAGGCUGUUAUUAAUUCAGCUUCUGCCGUCCUUAAGGGUUCCGGACUGAAGCCGAAGCAAGCUAUACAGGAUGUUGUUGUGGCUCCACCCAAACUAUUGAAUUUAUGGGAAAUUGCUGGUAACAAUUAUCACUUUGUGCGUUUAGCCGGUUUAAGUGGAGCAACUGCAGUCAUAAUGGGUGCUUAUGGAAAACAUUAUUUGGUGAAGAUUAUAGAUGCCAAAGAGCAAAUGGAAUCGAAGGCAGUCUUUGAAACAGCCAAUCGUUUUCACUUCCUGCAUUCGUUUGCCCUUUUGGCAAUGCCAUUGGCUCGUCGCCCUGUGUUGACUGGCUCUUUGAUGGCAGCUGGUACAAUCUUGUUCAGUGGACCCAUGUACUAUCGGGCUUUGACAGGUGACAGAACCUUUAUACAAGUGGCCACAUGUGGUGGCUUUUGUUUAAUUGCUGCCUGGUUAUCAUUGAUAUUUUAAACAAAUUGUAAAGUUAUUUUUUUAAUGAGCUAUUGUAUUCUUCUACGUAAAACUCUUAUGUGUGAGGGAGGGAGAAACCAAAAAAUGGAAUAUCUCAAUUAAUUACACAAAAUACACAAUAUAUCGUUAUGUUUAUAAGAAAACUAGUUGUUAAUUGUACUGAUGUAAUCGGAAACAGAAAAAAAAAAACAAACAUGCAACACUUUCGGUGUUAUUUUAAUGUAUAUUUUUUAAUGAAAUGUAAAAACUUUUUAUUUAUUUUGUAAUUUAAUUUCUUCUUGUUGUUCUACUUGUAUUCUAUUUAGUUGUAAAUCUUUUUUCAUUACUUCCAAGUUUUUUUAUGUAUUAUAUUAUUUAUGUUUGUGUAAUUUAAGCGUUUUCCUCCUCAUUUUAAUAUAA
Messenger RNA from Musca domestica (house fly), 1041 nucleotides. RefSeq names its product transmembrane protein 256 homolog. Bases 124 to 642 code for a protein of 172 amino acids. The record is from RefSeq and is a predicted model, not a curated record. The transcript has 3 exons. NCBI's taxonomy places the organism in Eukaryota, Metazoa, Arthropoda, Insecta, Diptera, Muscidae.